AUGUCGAGAGGCCGGUUGAGGCGCCGGUGCCGGCCGGAUGUGCUGCCGGACAAUAAGUAUAGCAACUUAGAGAUAAAUUAUGAUUCUGAGGAAACUGCUCGCAUGGUUCGUGCUGCAUUAUCCGUUGAUAAGGAGUUGCAUCCAGAUAAGGUAAAAAGGGAAAUGUCAGUCUCCGGUGGACAGCUUUCUGUUCGUUUUGAGGCAGUUGAAGCAAAAUUCCUCCGUGCAUCGUACAGUGCUUUUGUGGAUGUUCUUACGCUUGCUACGAAAACAAUUGAAGAAUUUAGUCAAGGGAUAGGACUAUGA
Striga hermonthica is the source of this 306-nucleotide messenger RNA. Lineage: Eukaryota; Viridiplantae; Streptophyta; Magnoliopsida; Lamiales; Orobanchaceae. The record is from the annotation of a GenBank genome assembly.